AGUAUUGUUGACUUAGUUAUCUCCUCUGCAGUCUCCAUUUCCAAAUGUCUUCCCCAUUCGUCGUCACAUAGAGAGAAGCGACAUUAGAUAGGCAUCGGCUCCUUCUUCUUCUUCUCCUCCUCUCUCACAAUAAAAUCUCCAAUUUCUUGAUUCCAUUACCCCCAAAAUCAGAUCUUCGAUUAAUAAUUUUGAAUGUGUUGAAAUGUCGUUCAAUCGGCAACUUCUCUUCACUUCUUACCUUUACUUCUUCUUCGUCGUCUCUCUUAUCUUCUUCUCCGGCUUCGCAUCCUCUGCAACAUUAUUACCCAAAGAAGAAGUCGAAGCAUUAAUAAGCGUAGCGGAGGCGUUGAAUAAGACUGAUUGGGAUUACACGCUGGAUCCAUGCAACGAAUCCAUAACUACAGGCGGAUGGAGGGGUCUCAACCAGCCUAAAGGCUUCGAGUACGCCGUUAACUGUAACUGCACCCCCGCCGUUUGCCACGUCACCCACAUAAUUCUCAAGGCACAGGACCUAGGGGGAUCUCUUCCUACUGAUCUUUCGGGACUUCCUUUCUUGCAAGAGCUUGAUCUUACUAGAAACAAUCUCAACGGUUCCAUUCCUGUCGAAUGGGGAACCUCAUCACUUGUAAACAUCUCACUACUUGGAAACCAGAUAACUGGUCCAAUCCCAAAAGAACUCGCAAACAUUUCAACUCUUUUUAGUCUUGUCUUGGAAUACAACCAAAUCUCAGGGAAGUUACCGCCAGAGCUCGGAAAUCUACCCAACAUUCAAAGACUGCUUGUUAGCUCGAACUACUUGACCGGGGAGAUACCAAGUACAUUCGCCAAACUUACUACUUUGACUGAUUUUCGUAUUAGUGACAACCGAUUCACUGGUACCAUACCAGAUUUCAUCCAGAACUGGAAAGGACUUGAGAAACUGGUUAUUCAAGCAAGUGGUUUAGUUGGACCGAUUCCUACUGCCAUUGGUCCUCUUGGCACCUUAACAGACUUGAGAAUCAGUGACUUGAGCGGACCUGAAUCUCCAUUUCCACCACUACAAAACAUGACAUCGAUGAAGACAUUGAUUCUGCGGAACUGCAACCUUACAGGAAACUUACCUCCUUAUCUUGGGAUCAGAACCUUGAAAAAUUUUGAUCUUAGCUUUAACAAACUGAGUGGACCAAUCCCCCAGGAAUAUGCUGCUCUUUCAGAUGUAGAUUACAUAUAUUUUACAAGUAACAUGUUAGACGGGGAAGUACCAGGCUGGAUGUUAGACAAAGGGGACACGAUUGAUCUUACUUACAAUAACUUCUCCAACACCAGAGGAUGUCAAGAAAGAUCCGUGAAUAUGUUUUCAAGCACAAGCCCUUUGGUCCCUUUAGUGACAAAUAACUCCUCAAAUAUUACCUGUCUGAGCAAAUAUGUCUGUCCCAAAAGUAAGUCUUUGAAGCUAUAUAUACAUUACAAAACCAUAUCGCUUAAUACCUAUCUGUGCGUAUCUGAUUUUUUUUUGCUUUUGGUCAAAAACUGCGUAUCUGAUUUAUCUUCGGUGUCUAAUCAUUUGUUCUCAGCUUUCUACGGCCUUCAUAUAAACUGUGGUGGUGAUGUAAUAACAAGCAAUGAGACUAAGUAUGAUGCUGACACAUGGGAUACACCGGGUUACUUUAAGAGUGACAACGGGUGGGUUUUUAGCAACACCGGAAACUUCUUGGAUGAUGAUCGGUCUAACAAUGGAAAAACCAAAUGGUCGAAUUCAUCAGAGCUCAAGAUAACAAAUUCUAGCAUAGACUCUAGGCUUUAUACAAAUGCGCGUCUCUCAGCCAUCUCCCUCACAUACUACGCAUUGUGUCUUGGAAGAGGAAACUAUACAGUUAAUCUUCAUUUCGCUGAAAUUAUGUUCAAUGAAAAAACCAAGUAUAGCAAUUUGGGAAGAAGAUUCUUUGACAUAUACGUUCAGGGUAAACUUGUGGCUAAAGAUUUCAAUAUUGUUGAUGAGGCAAACGGUGUGGGAAAAGCUGUGGUCAAGAAAUUUCCUGUUUCGAUUACAAAUGGGCAACUGGAAAUAAGAUUGCAGUGGGCUGGGAAAGGAACUCAAGCUAUUCCUGUGAGAGGUGUAUAUGGUCCUCUCAUAUCGGCUAUAUCGGUAGAUCCAGCUGAUUUUUCCCCACCAAAGGAGGAUCAACCUGGCACCGGAACUUCUGUUGGUACAGUGGUUGGUAGUGUAAUCGCUUCGACCGUAUUUCUUGUGCUUUUAAUCGGCGGUAUAUUAUGGUGGAGAGGCUGCUUAAGACCUAAGAGUCAGAUGGAAAAAGAUUUCAAGAACUUAGAUUUCCAGAUCAGUUCGUUCUCGUUAAGGCAAAUCAAAGUUGCCACGGAUAACUUUGAUCCUGCAAACAAGAUCGGAGAAGGUGGUUUCGGUCCUGUACACAAGGGAAUAAUGACUGAUGGAACAGUAAUCGCGGUUAAGCAGCUAUCAGCAAAAUCAAAACAAGGGAAUCGGGAGUUCUUAAAUGAGAUUGCUAUGAUUUCGGCUCUGCAGCAUCCACAUUUGGUUAAACUAUAUGGAUGUUGUGUCGAAGGUGAUCAGCUCUUGCUAGUUUACGAGUACUUGGAAAACAAUAGUCUUGCGCGAGCUCUCUUUGGUCCUCAAGAGACACAGAUACAACUAAACUGGCCAACAAGGCAGAAGAUUUGUGUCGGGAUAGCGAGAGGAUUAGCAUAUCUCCACGAGGAAUCAAGACUCAAGAUUGUACACAGAGACAUCAAAGCUACUAAUGUCUUGCUUGACAAGGAUCUAAAUCCAAAAAUCUCGGAUUUUGGUCUUGCUAAGCUUGAUGAAGAAGAAAACACGCACAUCAGCACACGAGUCGCAGGAACAUACGGAUAUAUGGCUCCAGAAUACGCCAUGAGAGGCCAUUUGACAGAUAAAGCCGACGUCUACAGUUUCGGCAUUGUGGCUCUGGAAAUAGUUCACGGAAAGAGCAACACGAGCUCAAGAUCCAAAGCCGAGACCUUCUACCUUCUUGACUGGGUGCACGUUCUAAGGGAGCAAGACAAUAUUAUGGAAGUAGUGGAUCCAAGGCUAGGAACAAGUUACAACAAACAAGAAGCAAUGACGAUGAUUCAGAUAGGGAUGCUCUGCACUAGUCCAGCUCCCGCUGAUAGACCUUCGAUGUCGACGGUAGUGAGUAUGCUCGAAGGCCAUUCAACGGUGAAUGUAGGGAAGCUGCUUGAAGCUUCGUUCAACAAAGGAAGUGACAAGGACGAAGAGAGCGUGAGAGCGAUGAAGAGGCAUUACGCCAUGAUAGGUGAGGAGGAGAUAACGAACACGACAACCACCGACGGACCUUUCACUUCGUCUUCUACGUCAACCGCCAACGCAAGCGAUCUUUACCCUGUGAAGCUUGAUUCUGCUUACUGGAACACCAGAACGUAAGUCAUGGAUACACCAGAACACUGUUUUUCCCCGAAAAAAAAAAAAAAAGGAAAAAUAUGGAGUAAGUUGUUAUGACGUUUUGUAUUAUCGCUUUUUGUAAAGUUUCAUUUUCAUGAUUAUUAAUUUCUUUAAGACAUUUAGAAGAUUACGUUACAUGAAACAGAAAAUGAGGCUAUUUAUAUUUAUCUUAAGAGGAAGAAUCAAAAGGUCCUAAAGACCAAUUUAGAUGAGAUAAUAAUGCUGAGUCAAGCAAGACAAGUAUUGUUGUUCUGUUACCAUUUAUCUAUUUAUUUGACGUA
Messenger RNA from Capsella rubella, 3717 nucleotides. Its product is annotated as probable leucine-rich repeat receptor-like serine/threonine-protein kinase At3g14840. The coding region runs from base 203 to 3418 and encodes 1071 amino acids. Gene Ontology annotation, molecular function: protein binding; protein kinase activity; ATP binding. The record is from RefSeq and is a predicted model, not a curated record. Lineage: Eukaryota; Viridiplantae; Streptophyta; Magnoliopsida; Brassicales; Brassicaceae. Gene Ontology annotation, biological process: protein phosphorylation. The transcript has 23 exons.